AUGUGUUCUGCUCCCGUCUCAGUAGCCCGGCUUCUCCUGUCGGACUUGCUUGUGCUGGUCCUUGACCUGGUGAUGCUAGGUCUGAUUGUUGAACGGGUGAAGACGACUGAAGCGACUGCUCCUGUAUCCACUAUACCGGGUGUAAUAGAGACGCCCAGCGAUCAGGAUCAUGAUUCCGAGGAGCGCGGCGUUCUUCGAAACGGCUCGGCCCAGCCUUCCGGCGAUGACAUAGAGCUUAAUGAGAUGCGUCCACGCGAUGAGCAUGCAGAUAUUAGUACGGACGAGCAAUUGGAGCGAACGGAGCUGCUGGCGGAUCCUUCAGAAAGCGGACGUGUAUCUGGCGCCAGGAAUAACCACGCCAUGGAUACCUUUGCGUCAGGAGAAGCAGUGAUCAUGGACCUUGGUAUCUUUAACAUCAUCCGGGAUCAAUGGCGUUAUAGUCCGGCUGUGGCAAGGCGAACUUCGGCUUAUAUGCCCUCCGACCAGACGGCUACCUUUCUUCGAGAACGCUUUGGACUGCAGGUCAACUCCGAGGGACGCCUCGAGAGGGUAGCGACAUGA
Molecule: messenger RNA, 561 nt
Organism: Aspergillus oryzae RIB40
Lineage: Eukaryota; Fungi; Ascomycota; Eurotiomycetes; Eurotiales; Aspergillaceae
Exons: 2
Coding region: 1-561 (186 amino acids)
Biological process (GO): protein processing; SREBP signaling pathway
Cellular component (GO): Dsc E3 ubiquitin ligase complex
Source: RefSeq, a predicted model, not a curated record